Messenger RNA from Lycium barbarum (goji berry), 2779 nucleotides. RefSeq lists its product as uncharacterized. The transcript is spliced from 3 exons. The record is from RefSeq and is a predicted model, not a curated record. Lineage: Eukaryota; Viridiplantae; Streptophyta; Magnoliopsida; Solanales; Solanaceae. The coding region runs from base 1767 to 2441 and encodes 224 amino acids.
GUAACUCCCAUUAAUUUCUCCUCCAAAUCCUUGCGAAGAUUUUGUUGGAAGAUUUUUCAUGAUUUUCUCCAAUAUACAAUCGUAUAUGGCAGUAAAAUCGUGAUUUCAGGUUCUUCGAUUUCUCCGUCUAAUCCUGCAUUCCUUCAAAUCUGCAUGUAGAUUUUGCUAGACUUUUUCCUUGAUUAUUAGUGAUUUUCAGAGAUCUUCGAUCAAAAGUAAGAGAAAAACACUGAUUUCGAUUCAAUUCUAUUUAAUGGAAGUUUAUCCUAUAUACAUUCAACAUAGUGGUGAAUAGAAUUCUGAAAAUAAUUUUGUCAAUUUUGUUGGGGAUUUUGUUGUUAUCGAAUCUAGUUUCAAUUUUGAAAACUUAGUUGCAGCAAUUUCAAAACAAAUCCGGGUUGAUUCUGAAUUGAAUAUCAUAGAGAUCAAGUUCAUUCCGAAGGAUGGUUUACUGCCUAUGUUAAUUCACAAUGACACUGGUGUAGCCGUUGUGUAUAACAGUGAAGAAGGUGUCAAUUGGUGCUGGUUGUUCGGGUAGUAAUUUGCCUGCUACAAAUUCAGUGGGCUUAGGUAGAGGUGGACUUAUACAAGAGAUUGAUGAUGCAUAUACAAUAGAUAUGAUUGAGUUUGAGAAUGAUGAAAUUGAUGAUGAGCAUGAUGAAGGAGUUAGUGAAACUGAAAACAAUGAUUGAGGUAUAAUAGAAAACGUUUUACACAAAAAUGUUGCGGAGGAUAAAAUUUACAUAAACAAGGAGACACUUGCUAGUGUAAGGAAAAACUAUGCCCUGAGCAAGAAGUUCAAGUUUAAGGUGAAGAGAUCAAGUGCAACAAGGUAUGGUAUAAAAUUGUAUAUUCUGUAUUUGUAUAAUUGAAUAGUGCGUAUGUUGAUAGAGUGAUUCGUGUACUGUAUGUAUGUGCUUUGUGGAUAUGUUUAUGGAUAUUUGUGUAUAAAUUUGUAUUAAGAAGUUUCAAUUAUUUACUACUAGGUAUCACCUUUCUUGUGUGGAUGAGAAUUGUGAUUGGAGUUUCAAAUCUUCUGCCGUGCACAUGGGAAAAAUAUUCAAAGUGAGGCAUUUCAAUAAUGUUCAUACAUGUUCGUUUUCUGAAAGAUACUUAAUGCAACGUCAAGCUACUUCGGUUGUAGUUUCUGGUUUUGUUGUGGAUAAACUUUCUGAUCCAAAAAGCUAAUACACUCCAAAGGAUAUACUAAGUGACAUGCAACAGGAGCACUGCGUUAAGUUGAACUAUAUGAAAGUGUGGAGAGCUAAAGAAAAGGCAAUGGAAAUAAUAAGAGGGAAACCUAGUGUAUCUUAUGGGGAGUUGCUGUCAUACUUGUAUAUGUUGGAGUACACAAAUCCAGAAACGGUUACAAGAUUGUAUAAGUCGGAUGAGGGACGCUUCCUUUAUGCAUUUGUUUCCCUGUAUUCAUCUAUCAAGGGUUGGGAAUAUUGUAGGCCAAUAAUGGUGGUUGAUGGGAGCUUUCUCAAAGCAGCAUAUAAGGGGACUAUUUUGACUACUUGCAUACUGGACGCAGCUGGUAUCACCUUUCUUGUGUGGAUGAGAAUUGUGAUUGGAGUUUCAAAUCUUCUGCCGUGCACAUGGUAAAAAUAUUCAAAGUGAGGCAUUUCAAUAAUGUUCAUACAUGUUCGUUUUCUGAAAAAUACUUAAUGCAACGUCAAGCUACUUCAGUUGUAGUUUCUGAUUUUGUUGUGGAUAAACUUUCUGAUCCAAAAAGAUAAUACACUCCAAAGGAUAUACUAAGUGACAUGCAACAGGAGCACCGCGUUAAGUUGAACUAUAUGAAAGUGUUGAGAGCUAAAGAAAAGGCAAUGGAAAUAAUAAGAGGGAAACCUAGUGUAUCUUAUGGGGAGUUGCUGUCAUACUUGUAUAUGUUGGAGUACACAAAUCCAGAAACAGUUACAAGGUUGCAUAAGUCGGAUGAGGGACACUUCCUUUAUGCAUUUGUUUCCCUGUAUUCAUCUAUCAAGGGUUGGGAAUAUUGUAGGCCAAUAAUGGUGGUUGAUGGGAGCUUUCUCAAAGCAGCAUAUAGGGGGACUAUUUUGACUACUUGCAUACUGGACGCAGCUGGGAAUAUCUUACCGCUAGCCUAUGCACUUGUCGACUCAGAAAAUGAUGCAUCUUGGGGAUGGUUCUUCAUGCAACUGAAGAAUACUUUUAGGGUUCGGGAAGGAAUGUGUAUUAUUUCGGAUAGACAUGAUAGCAUUCAGAAUGCAACAUCAACUGCUUACCCGGAAGUGCCUCAUUGUUUUUGCAUCUACCAUUUGUGGAACAAUGUCAAGGCACUAUUCAGGAAAAAUAAGGAAAAAGGGAGACCGAUCUUUUUUGCUUUGGCUAAGGCUUACACCACUGAAAGGUUUGAACGCUACAUCAACGAAUUGAAUAAAAUUGAUCGGCGAGUGCAGCCAGCCUUACUUGUUUAAUGUUGGGUAUGAACAGUGGUCUAGAGUAAUCUGUAGAGUGAAAAGGACAAUUUUCAUGACAUCCGAUAUCGCUGAGUCAAUGAAUUCGACAAACAAUUUGCAAGAGAGCUUCUAGUAGGACGCUUGCUGGAGCUUUUGACAAAGUUGAUGACACAAUAGAGCUACGAAAAUAAGAAACGUGCAACGGAGUCUACAGAGCUUGGCAAAAUGUACAACAAGAUGUUGAAGAAAAAUAUGAUUGCAUCACAGAACACGACGGUAAAAACUUGAGUAUAAUAUUUCAUUGUAUUACUGAAUUGCAUCCAUAAUAACUGUCUUUUGUUUUCUUGAAAAAACUG